This is a messenger RNA of Moneuplotes crassus, 1054 nucleotides long. The record is from the annotation of a GenBank genome assembly. Lineage: Eukaryota; Ciliophora; Spirotrichea; Euplotida; Euplotidae.
GACGAAGUAACAUUUUGUGAGACUUUACCUGUGAACAUAUCAAACAAAAAGCUUGAACUCACUGAGCAAAAAGAAGUAUUACUAAAGACGACAAAGAACCUCAACUUCGAACUCUCCGAGCACCAAAUCAAUAAUGACCAGCUAUAACUAAAGAAAACAGACAUUACAAAUAACCAGGUUGAGUCCAUGAAGGAACUUCUCGACCAGCACGAAGAAGACCUCAAAACUCUCUGGAAACAACGUGACAAAUUACUCCAAGAGAAUACGGAUUAUGAAGUAAAGUGACAGCAUCUGGAUGAACAACUCAGACUGGUCACAAGGUAUAAGGACUGUUUGGAGAGAAAUGAGUUUUUGAAUAAGGCUGAGAUCAGACAGCUUAGAGGAGAGAUUGGAGUGAGAGAUGAUAGGAUAGAUAGAUUGCAGGAGGAUGUUAAAAAAUUAAAAGAAAAAUUAGCGAAAAGAUACCAAAGAGAUGAUGAGGAAUUCAACUUGUUCCAGAAAGAGAAAGAUAUUUUUGUAAAGAAGCUUAGGAAAGAUCUACAAGAUCAGCAAGCAGAAGUUGAGAAAAAGAACUAUGAAAACUUGAAACUUAAGAAGAAAAUAGAAAAACUCAAAGAUCAGCUUGAUGUAACUGAAGAAGAUCUGAAAAAGACCAGCACAAAGUUGAAGAAAUACAGGAAGUCAAAGAAGCAGCUUAAUAAGCUCAGAGAAAUAUUGCGAGAGAAGGAUGAAGAACUCCAGUUAUACAGAGACCUAAAAGACCUGAAGAUUAUUGAAGUCUUAAGAGAAGAGAAUGACAUUGAGAUACUAGAGACAGCAGAGAAGCAAGAAGAAGACCAAGAGAUUCAACAAGAGGAGGUAGAGAAGAGAAUGGAUAAUGGAGAGAAGGAUGAAGAGGAAGCGGAAGGAGGAGAGCAACUCAGGUUAACCAAAAGAACAUCUUCAAUGAACUCAUUCAAUACAGUCAACCAUCACAAACAGACAAGACCACUAAGAUCCAACAACAGAUCCACCAACCACCAACACUAAAUAAAUUUCAACAAAAACUCAUCCC